This is a messenger RNA of Dermochelys coriacea (leatherback sea turtle), 2865 nucleotides long. It is a transcript of the gene POFUT1, whose product is annotated as protein O-fucosyltransferase 1. Gene Ontology annotation, biological process: regulation of Notch signaling pathway; Notch signaling pathway; protein O-linked glycosylation via fucose. Bases 24 to 1172 code for a protein of 382 amino acids. The record is from RefSeq and is a predicted model, not a curated record. Gene Ontology annotation, molecular function: peptide-O-fucosyltransferase activity. The transcript is spliced from 7 exons. Gene Ontology annotation, cellular component: endoplasmic reticulum. Lineage: Eukaryota; Metazoa; Chordata; Testudines; Dermochelyidae.
GCCCCGCUGCUUCCCCGGCGGUGAUGGGGGCUCUCGGGCUCCGGCUCUUUCUCCUGCUGGUGCCGGCGAGCGCUUCGGCGCCGCCCGCCUGGGACCCCGCCGGUUACCUGCUCUAUUGCCCCUGCAUGGGGAGAUUUGGGAACCAGGCGGAUCAUUUCCUGGGCUCCUUGGCAUUUGCCAAGACUCUGAAUCGUACCCUGGCUGUGCCUCCCUGGAUCGAGUACCGACACCACAGGCCUCCCUAUACCAAUAUGCAUGUUUCCUACAAGGAAUACUUCAAGCUGGAACCUCUCUUAGAAUAUCACCGGGUUAUCAGCUUGGAUGACUUCAUGAAGCGAUUAGCACCCAUUCACUGGCCCCCUGGCAAGCGAGUGGCCUACUGCUUUGAAGUAGCAGCGCAGAGAAGCAGUGACAAAAGGACUUGUCCCAUGAAGGAUGGAAAUCCCUUUGGUCCAUUUUGGGAUCAAUUCAACGUGGACUUCAAUAGAUCUGAGCUCUUCGGGGGCAUUUCCUUCAGUCUAUCUUACAAGGACCACUGGAUCCAAAGGUUUCCACCAUCAGAGCACCCUGUUCUUGCCCUACCUGGAGCUCCAGCCCAGUUUCCAGUCUUAGAGGAGCAUCGGCCUCUGCACAAGUAUGUUGUGUGGUCUGAUGAGAUGGUGCAGAAGGGAGAGGCCUAUAUUCAUUCUCUCCUGGUUAGACCCUAUGUAGGAAUUCAUCUGCGGAUCGGCUCUGACUGGAAGAAUGCAUGUAAUAUGCUGAAGGAUGGGACGGCUGGAUCACACUUCAUGGCUUCGCCCCAGUGCGUGGGCUAUGACCGAAACAAUGCUGUGCCUCUCACAAUGGACAUGUGCCUGCCAGACCUGAAGGAGAUCAAGCGUGCACUCAAGCUCUGGGUGAAGACUGUGGAAGCUAUGUCUGUCUACAUUGCCACUGAUUCUGAGCCCUACACUACAGAAAUACAGCAGCUUUUCAAAGGAAAGAUCAAAGUGGUGAAUUUGCAGCCCGAAGUGGCCCAGUUAGACUUGUAUGUCCUUGGCCAAUCUGACCAUUUUAUUGGGAACUGUGUCUCUUCAUUUACUGCCUUUGUGAAACGAGAACGUGAUGUGCAUGGGCGGCCCUCCUCAUUUUUUGGCAUGGACCACCCCCCAAGACUGCGGGAUGAAUUCUGAUCAGGAGAGGAAGAGGCAGAUUUUGAUUGUUCUUGUAGCUCUGAACACUAGUGCACUGUCAGCAGACACUCCAUGAUAAAAAUGUCAUCUUAGGACAUUCAGUUCCACUAUGACAGGCCUGUCGCUAUUAAUUCCAUGAUGCCAGCAUAAGAUUAGAAAUAGAAAGUGAAUUUUAAACCAUGGGGUGGCCUCUUGUAGGAAACCUACCAUUUUCAUUAUUUGGGAAUUAUCAGCCACCACAAUCUGAUCGCGGCUCAGAUUCCCCUCUCUUCAUUUCCCAUAUCUUAUUGUUUCUCCUGCAAGUGCUGGAAAGCAUCUUGUGAUGCACCUUGGAUGACAGGUGCUCGAGAAGUGCAAACUAGUAUUACAAGGGAGCAUGGUUCAUGAAAAGGAACAUUGCCUAAAGCUGAGAACUGAGCAUCAGAAGAUCUGAGUUUUAUUUCAUGGACUCUGCUGUCUGAUAUGGGCAAGUCACCUCUGUGGCUCAGUUUCCCAUCUGUAAAAUGGGUUUAAUACUUCUACCUGACCGGAGUGUUGAGACUAAAUUUAAUAAUGUCUGUAAAUUACUUUGAGAUCUCCAAAGGGUGCUGCAGAAGUAUGGCGAUGUUGUAUCAUAAUGACGCAGUUGUCUGUUUAGUACCUGCGCUGACCAGGGCACACAGAACACUAUGGGGGCAAUCUCCUUUAGCUUGUCAUGGGCUGGUGUUUUAUGAUUUCAUAGCUAUUAUCUCUUGCUCUGAGAGGGGGAUUAUGACAUUCAGUCACAGGGACCUGUGGAGAUCAGUAAAUAUUAGAAGCUAAUAUUUUUAAAUUAAACUGAUAUUUUAAAAUAACCUCAAUAAAGGAUUAGGAGGCGGUAUGGUGGGCUUUUAUGCCAUGUAGGUUUGUGCUAAGGGUUUUUCUGCAUUUUCUCACAAAGGGCCCUCUCCACUGACAGCAAAAUCUGGUCCACAGUGAUGGUUUCCAUUGAAUUGAUUAGGGACAUUGUCCCUUUGCAGUGAGAUGCUAACAGAAACCUGGAUUAAGACUUUUGAACAGUACAGUUUAAUUUUGCCUGGGUGACUGUGAUGAUCCACAUCAUUAUCUCUGCAUGGAACAGCCUUGAUUGGACUAAGGCCUCUUGUUACUCCUGUGGCUGUUUGUAAAUGAUUGAGUUUUGGCACUCACUCCCUUUUCAAUAUUGAUUAGUUGUAUAGCUAGGGCUUGCAUCUGGGGAACUCUCUCAUAUCUGAGCAUUUUUCUUUGGUUUAAUUCUCUGUCUCCCCUUAUUUGUGUUCCUGUGGCUUAUAGUGAAUGUCAGAGGAGUUGAGGUCCAUGUUAAAUCGGAAGCUAACUAAGGUGUUAUGUCAAUAUACACUAGCCUCAUGCUUUUCAGUGCUAACUGUCAAAAAUUUGUCAGACUUGGUCACAUCAGUGGUGCUAACUGUGAGCAGGUUUUAGGUUAGCUGGGGAUUUAUGUAACUUUGGAAGCUCAUAAACCUAAGCAGUUUAGAUUCAUUGGUAUUUUCCUCCAAUUUAUGGUGGUAUUGAAAGAUGCAAUCAAAGGCUGCAUUGAUUAGGAAUGGCGAAUGAUUGAGAUUGAUUACUGAGAUUUGAAAAAUAUCAUGGUUUAGAAGAUAUAUUUUGACUUAAGGAACAUUGAAAAGAAAAUAUUUUUUGUAUUUUUUUCAUAAUAAAAACACUAUGAAAUUUA